AUGGAGCGAGAGGGUCGUGCAUUCACGCCAACGUUGGCAAAUCUGGUGGCCAAGCUGAAGAACAAGGAUGCAGACAUUGAGCGCCGCAUACUCAACGUCUACUUGUGGGGCUCGCGUGUUUACGGACUGGCAAACGAGAACUCGGACUACGACUUCCUGGUGGUGACCACGCACGAAGACGAGCCCACCACUUGGAACAAGGCCUCAGCUACCGACAACGUGUGGUGUGGCAGAACGCACGACAUGAACUUCCCGGGCUACGACGAUGACGACGUCAACGUGUCCCUCGUCAGCGCACACUACUGGAGACGCAUCCUAAAGGAGGAGCUGGUGGUGGCAUUCGAGGUGGACGAGGACGUGCUCCGGCGUACCGUCAUGUUCGCCUCCCGGCAGCGCUUCAGCAUAGCACAGUGGCACUGGGAGAGUCCGGCCGAGAUCUACCGACGCAAGAAGGACAUCAUCACGGACUACAGCGCGGCAAAUGAGUACUACCACCGCAUCAUGGCCGAGCCGAACGUGAAGGCCCAGGUGGACUUCGAGUACUACCGCAACGAGAAGGAGCGCAUCGCCAAAGCCUUCAAGGGAGUGGUGGUGAAGGCCAUGGUUGAUAAAUCCAUGAAUGCCAAGCUUGUAGAGGUGAAGGUCUUUCCAGGCCAAGGGCAGAGGCACUAG
Acanthamoeba castellanii str. Neff is the source of this 672-nucleotide messenger RNA. RefSeq lists its product as uncharacterized. The transcript has 7 exons. Gene Ontology annotation, molecular function: nucleotidyltransferase activity. Bases 1 to 672 code for a protein of 223 amino acids. NCBI's taxonomy places the organism in Eukaryota, Discosea, Longamoebia, Acanthamoebidae. The record is from RefSeq and is a predicted model, not a curated record.